Molecule: messenger RNA, 4846 nt
Organism: Pseudopipra pipra
Lineage: Eukaryota; Metazoa; Chordata; Aves; Passeriformes; Pipridae
Product: phospholipid-transporting ATPase IC-like
Exons: 28
Coding region: 255-4025 (1256 amino acids)
Biological process (GO): phospholipid translocation; Golgi organization
Cellular component (GO): plasma membrane; trans-Golgi network
Molecular function (GO): ATP binding; ATP hydrolysis activity; magnesium ion binding
Source: RefSeq, a predicted model, not a curated record
UGGAAGGGUUUGGAGAGCUAACCAGAAACCUCCCUUUUUCUGAAGAAACUUCUCAAGGCAAAUGAAUGCCACGGUUUGCCUGAGGAAUGUUUUUGUUACUGAGUGCACACGAGGUGGAAAUCAGCCAAGAAACCCUUUUCUGCCUUGUUUUGUUGCAGAUGGAGCCUGAUGUGAAGCGGGACACGGGACUCUCCGGAGGCAGGCGGGGUCAGCACCUGUGAUGCAGCCUCUGCUUCAGUCCCACACCCCACUGGAUGAAGGGCAUUAGCAGGAUGAUCUCAGAAAGGGACUCGGAGACCACCCUGGACGAGGACUCCCAGCCCAACGAUGAGGUGGUGCCCUACAGCGACGACGAGACGGAGGACGAGCUGGAGCCUCGGCCCGGGGCUGAGCCGGGACGGAGCCAAAGCCACGCCGAGGAGAGCCGGGAGCCCGGCAAGAAAGACUGCAGCUGGCAAGUGAAAGCAAACGAUCGGCGCUUCUACGAGCAGCCCGCCUUUAAGAGAACAAUCUUCCUGUGCUUCAAGAAAAGCAAAUAUGCGGACAAUGCAAUCAAGACGUACAAGUACAACCCCAUCACUUUUCUACCUCUGAAUCUGUUUGAACAGUUCAAGAGAGCAGCCAACUUCUAUUUCCUUGUUCUUCUCAUUUUGCAGUCGAUCCCCCAGAUAAGCACCCUGGCAUGGUACACGACGCUGGUGCCCCUGCUCUUCGUGCUGGGAAUCACCGCAGUCAAAGACCUGGUGGAUGACAUUGCCCGGCACAGGAUGGACAACGAGGUCAACAACAGGACAUGUGAUGUCAUCAAGGAUGGAAGGUUCAAAACCACAAAAUGGAAAGAUAUUCAAGUUGGCGACGUCAUUCGUCUGAAGAAAAAUACUUUCAUUCCUGCUGAUAUUUUACUGCUGUCCAGCUCGGAACCAAACAGUCUGUGCUACGUGGAGACAGCUGAACUGGAUGGUGAGACUAAUUUAAAGUUCAAAAUGGCCCUGGAGGUGACGCACAGGCAGCUUCAGGAGGAGAGCGCGCUGGCAGACUUUGAUGGUCUGGUUGAGUGUGAAGAGCCCAAUAACCGACUGGACAAGUUUACAGGAACGUUAUUCUGGAGGAACUCCAGUUACUCCCUGGAUGCUGACAAGAUUUUGUUGCGUGGGUGUAAGAUCAGGAACACGGAUUUCUGCCAUGGAAUGGUGGUGUUUGCAGGUGCUGACACAAAAAUUAUGAAAAACAGCGGAAAGACGAGAUUUAAAAGGACCAAGAUUGACUCCCUUAUGAACUACAUGGUUUAUACUAUCAUCGUGGUCCUCAUCCUGCUGUCGGCCGGGCUGGCCAUCGGCCACACCUACUGGGAGCAGCAGGUUGGCAACUGCUCCUGGUACCUGUACGACGCUGAGGACUUCAGCCCUCCCUACCGGGGCUUCCUCAACUUCUGGGGCUACAUCAUCGUCCUCAACACCAUGGUGCCCAUCUCCCUCUACGUCAGCGUGGAAGUGAUUCGCUUUGGCCAGAGCUACUUCAUCAACUGGGACCUGCAGAUGUACUACGCCGAGAAGGACACGGCGGCCAAGGCCAGGACCACCACGCUCAACGAGCAGCUGGGGCAGAUCCAGUACAUCUUCUCGGACAAGACCGGAACCCUCACACAGAACAUCAUGACCUUUAAAAAGUGCUGCAUAAACGGCCAAAGAUACGGAGACAGCCGGGACCGAGCGGGGCAGCUGCAGAGCCACCCCGAGCAAGUGGAUUUCAGCUGGAAUGUGCACGCGGACGGGAAGUUCCUCUUCUAUGAUCACUACCUGAUUGAGCAAAUAAAGUCUGGGAAGGAGCCAGAGAUCCACAAGUUCUUUUUUCUGCUCGCCAUUUGUCACACGGUCAUGGCUGACACUUCUGAUGGUCAGCUCAACUACCAGGCAGCCUCGCCGGACGAGGGGGCCCUGGUGACGGCCGCCAGGAACCUGGGCUACGUGUUCCUGUCCCGCACCCAGAACACCAUCACCCUCAGCGAGAUGGGCGCCCACAGGACCUACGAGGUCCUGGCCAUCCUGGACUUCAACAGCGACAGGAAGAGGAUGUCCGUCAUCGUCAGAGAGGCCAGGGGGAACAUCAGGCUCUACUGCAAAGGGGCUGACACGGUGAUUUACGAGCGGCUGCACCCCAGCAAUCCAAAGAGAGAGGCCACAGAAGAGGCACUGGAUGUCUUUGCAAAUGAAACUCUCAGGACACUCUGCCUGUGCUACAGAGACAUAAGUCAGGAGGAAUUUGAUGUGUGGAAUAAAAAGUUCGUGGAGGCCAGUUUAGCCACAAGUAACCGAGAUGAAGCUCUGGACAAAGUGUAUGAGGAGAUAGAAAAAGACUUGAUUCUGCUUGGUGCAACAGCUAUUGAAGACAAACUGCAGGAUGGAGUCCCAGAAACUAUCUCCAGACUCUCCAAAGCAGACAUCAAAAUCUGGGUGCUCACUGGUGACAAAAAAGAAACUGCUGAAAAUAUUGGGUUCUCUUGUGAACUCUUGACAGAGGAGACAGCCAUCUGCUACGGAGAAGAUACCAGUGCUCUCCUUCAAACUAGGCUGGAAAACCAAAGGAACAGGGCUGGCUCCAGCCCACACUCCUCUCUCAGGAUGAACGAGCCCUUCUUCCAGGGCAGCAAAGAUCGGGCUCUGAUCAUCACUGGCUCCUGGCUGAACGAAAUCCUGCUGGAGAAGAAAAAGAAGAAGAAGAAGCUGAAGCUGAAGUUCCCCCGCACAGCAGAAGAGAAGGAAAAGCAAGCUGAGAAGAGGAGGAGGGCUGAGGCCUACAAGGAGCAGCAGCAGCAGAACUUUGUGGACCUGGCGUGCGAGUGCAGGGCGGUGAUCUGCUGCCGCGUGACGCCCAAGCAGAAGGCCAUGGUGGUGGAGCUGGUGCAGAAGUACAAGAAGGCCGUCACCCUGGCCAUCGGGGACGGCGCCAACGACGUGAACAUGAUCAAAACUGCCCACAUUGGAGUUGGGAUCAGUGGCCAGGAGGGGAUGCAGGCCGUCAUGUCCAGCGACUACUCCUUCGGGCAGUUCCGCUACCUGCAGCGCCUGCUGCUGGUCCACGGGCGGUGGUCGUACAUCAGGAUGUGCAAGUUCCUGAGAUACUUCUUCUACAAGAACUUCGCUUUCACGCUCGUCCACAUCUGGUACUCGUUCUUCAACGGCUUCUCUGCCCAGACAGCCUACGAGGACUGGUUCAUCACCCUGUACAACGUGCUCUACUCCAGCCUCCCGGUCCUGCUCGUCGGCCUGCUCGACCAGGACGUGAGCGACAAGCUGAGCCUUCGCUUCCCCAGGCUGUAUAUUUUGGGCCAGAGGGAUUUACUUUUCAACUACAAGAAGUUCUUUUUAAGUUUGCUCCACGGAGCUGUAACUUCACUCAUCAUCUUCUUCAUCCCGUACGGAGCCUACAUGAAAUCUAUGGGACAGGAUGGAGAAGCCCCUGCAGAUUAUCAGUCCUUUGCUGUCACAGCAGCAUCUUCCCUGAUCUUUGUCGUCAAUUUUCAGAUUGGCCUGGAUACAUCUUACUGGACUUUUGUUAACGCUUUCUCAGUAUUUGGGAGCAUUGCACUUUACUUUGGGAUCACAUUUGACUUCCACAGUGCUGGAAUCCACGUCCUCUUCCCUUCUGGCUUUCAGUUCACAGGAACUGCUCCGAACGCUCUGCGCCAGCCGUACCUCUGGCUCACCAUGAUUUUAUCCAUUGCCAUCUGCCUGCUCCCUGUAGUGGCCCAGCGUUUCUUAGCCAUGACAAUCUGGCCUUCGGAGAGCGACAAAAUCCAGCGGAACCGUCGGAAGUACCAGCUGGAGGAGCAGCAGUGGCGGCGCCGGCCCAGCGCGUUCCGCCGCGGGCUCUCCGCCCGCCGCUCCGCCUACGCCUUCUCGCACCAGCGCGGCUACGCCGACCUCAUCGCCUCGGGCCGCAGCAUCCGCAAGAGGAGGGCCCCGCUGGAUGCCGUGCUGGGCACAGCGCUGGGCACGGGCACCGGGGACGCCCGGGAGACGAGCUGAGGCACUGCAGGAUGGAGAUCCUUGUCCCGGUCGUCCCGGUGAUUGCACAGAACUGUUCAAACAAACUCAGGAUCUUUUUAACCAAAGGGCAUAAGGACAGGAGGGGGUUUAUGUCUUAUCACAGAACUUUCUGGGCUUGGACUCCUGGGAACACAAAAAGGCCAAGAGUUCUCCGUGGAGCUACUGAUGCUUGUGUGACUGCUCUGUGUGACUGUGCUGGGAAUGGAAACCCAGCAGGGUCAGUUUUUAGCGAGGCCUGGAAUUGCAGACUUUCCACUUUUUAAUACUGUGGGGGUAUAAAACUGCAGCUACAUUUCAUAUUUCCUUUGCAUGCUCCGCUUCAUGAACUGCCCGGACACCACGGCACGGGGGGUGCUGAGCCCUGGCAGAGGACCCUGGACACCAGGGGAGCUGGCACGGCUGAGCUGAGGGUGUGCCUGCUCAUAAACUUCAGCCAGUGUCAGACUGGAUUGGGAAUUAGGACAGAUCUGGUGUCCGAAAGCUGCCCCCGGAGCUGGCACAGCCUGAUCAUUUCAGUUCUGGAUACAGUGAUGGAUAACCGGGAAUCAGUCACUCCCAUUGGAACACACUUCACUUGCUCUUACAGUGUUUUUAUGAGUCUCUUUACAUUUGCACGUUCUUUCCUCGAGUUGAGAUGUUCGAGUGUUUCACUUUCAGCUCCUUUCCCCUCCCGGCCUGAGGUCGAUUAUGGAAACGGUUUUACAGCACAAAUCACGCCCUGCAGCUCCCGUCGAAUGGAAUGUACAUUUCAAAAGUGCAACGCGAAAUAAACACCCCAAAGCGCAGCGCCGGCGUUGUGA